AAAGCGUUGUUCUUAGUUGUAGUGGGCACAAUUAAUAUUAUAAGUUGCGAUAUUUAUAAUUAAAAUGCGAGUUUUAAUCAGUUUAUUAUUUGUGUAUGGCGUUCUUGGAGAUGAACCCUGUUCAAUUUCAUGUAUCUCUGGUAACUUAACAGCUCCAAUGGAACCAUCUGCCCCUGAAGCUUUUAAGAAGUAUGGGCUUACUCCAAAAUACGUACCCAUUGCUCCUAAGGAUCAGCUAAUGGGUACUUUUCUGACAGCAAAUGUGGGGUUAGGAAACUUCAUUGAUCCACUUAGAAUUAUUGAUUCUGUGAAUAUCAAGUAUCCAAAUGGAAAGGACGAUGUUAAAUACACGUUAUUUAUGUUAGAUUUUGAUGCACCCCGAAGUCAUCAACCUAAUGUGUACAUCAUUGGGCUUUACGUGAAUGCACCAAGUAGCAAUCUAAUCACCGAUAGUGACCACGUUGUUACCUACGUGCCGCCCUUGCCGGGUUUGGGAACUGGUACCCAUCGACCAACGGCUCUUUUAUAUGAGCAAAACGAGCACAUAGACCCUGAACAACCUGAAUUGACGAAACUGUUGAAAACUCGUGUAUUUCAAGUGGAACAAUUCGUAAAGAAAUACAAUCUCAAAGCUGAGCCUGCAGCGGGGAACUUCUUCACGACUUCAUUGUCGCGUUGCGGAGAUGUUUAAUUAAUUAGUGUGGUGUCCUGGAAGAGAUCGCUUCUUAGCGAUAAGGCCGCCUGUUGAAUCUCUUAUAAUUUUAUGUGUUAUUUGUUGUUCUUAAAAUGUAACGAAGUGUAGUGUAGUAAAUUUAGAAUUAAUAUACCAAGUUUUUUAUUGGAAAACAAAAUUUUUGUUCACUAUACCCGUGUCACAAAAACCUUGCUUACAUUUAUUAUUUUUUUAUUUAAAGUAUUCAUAUUCUCAGCAUAUACACAAUUAGAGGAAAGAGGUAAAAUGGUACAACGAUUUGAUCUGUUCUAACUAUGUCGGAGCAAUGGCGCUUGUAUAAGCUGCCGUUGUCAUUAUAAUAUAAUAACAUCAAAAUAAAAUAAGUUCUAAACCGGCUAAUAUUUAUAGUUCCACAAAUUCAUAGUCUGUAGUAAUUACAUAGUCUUUAUUAUUAAUGUUGAAGCAAUGGUGUUAGUGUAAUUAUGGUAUGUAAAAUUUUAAUUAAAGGUAUGGUUUUAAUUAAC
Molecule: messenger RNA, 1197 nt
Organism: Pieris napi
Lineage: Eukaryota; Metazoa; Arthropoda; Insecta; Lepidoptera; Pieridae
Product: phosphatidylethanolamine-binding protein 1-like
Exons: 4
Coding region: 65-691 (208 amino acids)
Source: RefSeq, a predicted model, not a curated record